CAAAUUUUCGACAUUUAUGAAAAGUUAUUCUCCUACAUUUAAUUUAUUAAUUAAUAAUGUUACGAAGAAUUCGAUUAUUUAAUCGAAAAUUAUCAACAAAUGUAAAACCAAAAGUGAUAGCCGAUGAAAAUGUAAUUUCAAACGUUGAAAAUCAAAGUUAUAAAGCUCGUCAUCACCCGGGGAUUGUUAAAUUAAAAACUGUGUCUUUACCAGAUAAUAUUGUUAAAGCUAUUACUAAAAUUACAGCAGAUUAUCCCAUAAAAGCGCUUGUAACGAAUUCAGAUUUAUUGGGAAGGCAUUUAAGAUAUAGAGUGCCGCCUAUGGAAAGUGAUCAAUUAAACGAUUUAAAACAUAAAUUAUAUAAACAAGAGUUAUGGAAGGAAAAAGACUCUAAAAUACAAUCGGAAGAAAAAUUCCAUCAAAAAAUAAAAGAUAAGGUUAAAAUUUUAUUGAAAGAAAAAGUAUACAAUUGGUCCCCAAUAAAUUAUGAUCAACAACAAUCGUUGUUAUAUUUAUUUGCAAGGAGUUCGAUGGAAUAUGCAGUUUUAGCAAAAAUAUUUUUGGAGAUAUCAAAUCGAGAUCCGGAUUUUAAACCAAGAACUUUAUUCGAUUUUGGGUCAGGCGUCGGUAGUGUAACUUGGGCGGCGAAUACUUACUGGAAAAAACAUCUUUUUGAAUAUUACAAUGUUGAUAUUUCAAGAGAUAUGAACGAUUUAGCUCUCACUAUAUUAAGAGGUGGACCUGGAUAUUCCAAUCAAAAUAUAAAGGGCGUUUUUUAUAGACAAUUUUUACCAGCUACUAAUGUUAUGUUUGAUUUAGUUGUAUCUGCAUAUUCUUUAUUGGAAUUACCAUCUUUUAAUACUCGAAUGGAUACAAUUUUAAGAUUAUGGAACAAAACAAAUAAAUAUUUAAUAAUUGUGGAAAAUGGAUCUAACGCAGGAUUUAAAGUUAUUAAUGAAGCGAGAGAUUUCAUAUUGAAAAUGAAUCAAUCUAAUCAAGGCCACAUUUUUUCACCUUGCCCUCACGAUUUAGUGUGCCCAAGAUUUUUAGCGGAUGAUAACACACCUUGUAACUUUGAAAUUAAUUACUUCCAUAUUCCGUUAACGAAUAAAUUUGAAAUGCAAAAAGAACGAUAUUCUUACAUAGUCUUUAAAAAAAGUGUCGAUAAGGAUUCAACGCAAAAUUGGCCACGGGUUGUUCGAGAAACUUUAGUUCGAUCCAAACAUUGCAUUUGUAGAACUUGCACCGCUGAUGGAAAAUUAUCUGAAGUAAUUUUUACAGCAUCAAAACACGGAAAAACUAUGUAUCAUUGUGCAAGAUCAACUAAAUGGGGAGAUAGAUUACCUAUUAUUUUAGAUGAAAACGGUCAAAAUUCUAACAAUUUAGAUACCAAAACGAAUUCAGUAAAGAGAGAUUUAUGUUCCUUAACGGCAGAAGAAAACUUAGAUAAAAAAAGCUCAGAAAAUAAUACGUGAUUUGUAACAAUACAUUUUGAGAAGAAUAAUACAUUUAAGAGAGUAUUUUAAAUAUAUAAUUACUAAAAUAAAGACAAACUAGGCUUAAAAUCUUAUAUUGUUUGUCAAAUUUUUUAGAUUAUGAAAGCCAACAAUAAUUAAAUAUAUUCUAUAAUUUUUUAUUUUUCAAAUUGUGCUUUAGUUUUUCCAAAUAAUGAAAAUUUGAAAAAACUUUGGAGACGUCACCGUCGUUUCGCACGCGAUUGGUUGAAAUAAAAAUCAAUAAAAGGUGCAUGAGCGAGAUGCCACGAGAAACGUCACCAAAGUUUUUAUACAGCGGAUUUUG
This is a messenger RNA of Onthophagus taurus, 1800 nucleotides long. RefSeq names its product ribosome assembly protein METTL17, mitochondrial. Gene Ontology annotation, molecular function: methyltransferase activity; structural constituent of ribosome. Gene Ontology annotation, cellular component: mitochondrial small ribosomal subunit. NCBI's taxonomy places the organism in Eukaryota, Metazoa, Arthropoda, Insecta, Coleoptera, Scarabaeidae. The record is from RefSeq and is a predicted model, not a curated record. Gene Ontology annotation, biological process: translation.